Molecule: messenger RNA, 1951 nt
Organism: Saprolegnia parasitica CBS 223.65
Lineage: Eukaryota; Oomycota; Saprolegniomycetes; Saprolegniales; Saprolegniaceae
Exons: 7
Coding region: 13-1914 (633 amino acids)
Biological process (GO): lipid homeostasis; fatty acid beta-oxidation using acyl-CoA oxidase
Cellular component (GO): peroxisome
Molecular function (GO): fatty acid binding; FAD binding; acyl-CoA oxidase activity
Source: RefSeq, a predicted model, not a curated record
CUUCGGAAUUCGAUGGCAGCCGCAACGAGUAGCUUUGUCUCGGCACUGGACGCCGAGCGCCGGCGCGGCAGCGUCAAUGUCACGGCCAUGACGCACUUCCUCGACGGCGGCGCGCGCGCGACCGAGCUCCAUGACCGCGCCAUGGGCCUUCUCGCUGGCAUGCAGGAGCCGACGCCGUCGUCGCUCGCGGAGGCGCGGGCGCAGACGUUAGCGCACGUCGACACGUUCUACGACCUCUUCCUCGAGCACGGGAGCAUGGACGUCCUCAUGCGCAAGGCCAUGGUGCGCGCGUUCAGCCUCUAUGACAUGGGCUGGUACAUCCGCAACGGCGUCCACUUCGGUCUCUUCCUCUCAGCGAUCACGUCCCAAGGCAACAAGGACCAGCAAAACGAGUGGCUGCCCAAAGUGCUCAUGCGGGAGAUCUACGGCUGCUUUGCCAUGACCGAACUUGGCCACGGCAGCGCCGUCGCCGCCCUCGAGACCACUGCGACCUUUGACCCGCGCACGCGCGAGUUUAUCCUCGACACGCCGGUGGUCACUGCGACCAAAUGGAUGAUUGGCGCCGCAGGCGAGUCGGCGACGCACGCCGCCGUCUACGCGCAGCUCGUUUUAAACGGUGUCAAGAAAGGCCUGCAUGUCUUCGUCGCACCGGUGCGCAGCCUCGAUCCGCCGCACGCGCCACUGCCCGGCGUCCUCCUCGGCGACUGCGGCGUCAAGAUGGGUCUCAACGGCGUCGACAAUGGAUGGAUCCAAUUUCGUCGCGUGCGAGUCCCGUACGACCACUUUUUGUCGCGAUUCGCGUCCAUCUCCAAGGACAACGAGUACAUUGCGGUGCCGGCGACGACGGCCAAGCCCUCGACCGCGCUCAUUGCGACGCGCGGCGAGCUCGUCAUGCUCUCGAUCAGCAUGCUCAAGAAGGCGCUGACCAUCAGCGUGCGCUACGGCGCCGUGCGCACCCAAGGCGUCGCGGCGGGUGCAAUGUCCGAGACCACCCUCCUCGACUACCCGAGCCACCAGCGACGGCUUCUGCCACUGAUUGCAACUGCGUACGCCUACCACUUUCAAGCCACGUACAUUGAAUCGCUCAUCGACUCGAUCGACCACGGUAUCAAUGUUUCAAGGGGCGACGACAGUGCACUGGCCGAAGUGCACGGCACGAUGGCAGGGCUCAAGGCCUUUUGCACGUGGGACACGCUCGCAGCGAUCGAGAGCUGCCGGCAGUGCUGCGGCGGCAACGGCUACUUGGGCGUGAGUGGGCUGGGCGAAAUGGUCGCCGACUUUAGCGUCAUGGUGACGUUCGAAGGCGACAACACGGUCAUGGCCCAGCAGACAGGUGCGUAUGUCUGUCGCGCAUACGACGCCUACUGCCAAGGCCGUCCGAGUCUGGCCUACUUGACCGCACCAAAGACGAUGUCGUGGGCGCCUACCACCGUGCAAAGCAUGCAGACGGUGCCGGCGCUACGCUCGCUGCUUGAUUUUUAUGCGGCGACCAAGGCCCAACGCGUGUACGACCUCUGGCGCCAUGCUCGCACCACGUCGGACCGCUUCCCGUGUCAAGUCGAGUGGAUGGACGUGGCGCGCGUUCACGUCUUCCAUGCGGUCGCCAUGCGGUUUUUGGACAAUAUUGUCCAUUUGACCGACGCGGGCUCGUCGCUCGCUCGUGUGCUGACGCGCCUCGCGUCACUUUUUGUGCUCUCCGAAGUCGAAAAAAGCGGCGCGUUCUUUCUCGCCGAAGGGUUUCUGUCGCCGACGCAGUAUGCCACCGUACGCGGCGCUGUCUUGGAGUUGUGCAAGGAGCUGCGCCCGGACGCCGUGCUGCUUGUCGACGCGUUCAACUUGCACGAUGUGGUCUUGCGCUCGGCGCUCGGUCGCUUCGACGGCAACGUGUACCCAGCGAUCCUCUCGCACCUUUGAUGUGUCCUUGCAUAUGACAAAUUGUGCAUUCUAAACG